Postia placenta MAD-698-R-SB12 is the source of this 1221-nucleotide messenger RNA. RefSeq lists its product as hypothetical. The transcript has 3 exons. NCBI's taxonomy places the organism in Eukaryota, Fungi, Basidiomycota, Agaricomycetes, Polyporales, Adustoporiaceae. The annotation marks the transcript as partial. The record is from RefSeq and is a predicted model, not a curated record.
AUGGGCGGACUGGGGGUGCUGACCGUCAUAGUUGACGGGCCGCACGUGCCCUCAGGGCCAGAGGUCCCACAGACCGUGAUCAAGCAGGAGGAAGUGCCGACGCGUUUAGAGGACAUUGGAGAACCGGGAUACAUCAUUCAGAUGCGACAGCGCGUGAAGACCAGCACGCCGCCUGGAGCGCGGUCGUUGCACGAAGACGCAGAUGAGGAGGCCACACCGCGUGAACAACGCUCUCGCGAGGCACGAGACACGGACACUGCCCCAACCACCCCGACUCGCCUGCGCACAGUAAUCAAACCGACUGGUAAAAGCACCAGCAUCAGCCACAGGGCCCAGGCACGCCGCGCGCAGCUCAUGCCGCCCCCAAACCCCGAGCGCAAGGGCGAUGCGAUGGCUGCCGCUCCCGAAACCACCGGCCUCCAUUCUAUGGAGUUGCGGAACACUACGCCCCAAGUGCAAGAGGAGCGCGCCCCUGCCGCAACCAUCCGCGGUGAGCAAGAGGAUCCCUCUUCCGCCCCAACGUCCUCCGAGCCUCCCGCCCAACCCGGAGGGUCCAUCGCGCAUGCAGGAGGCUCCCAGCCCAUGCACUAUGCGCCAGCACCACGCACACUACGUGAAGACAUGCUGCUGUACCCAUACCACGCAGCACCCUUUGCCCCCACGCAUUACGGUGCUGCCGGACUCGACCUCCACAACCUGAACAUGUACUACCACCCGUCUCCGUACCAGAACCUGGCAGCGCCGCUGCGCUCGCGAGCCCCAUCCAGCGUCUCACGUGCAGACCUCGCAGGACCCUCCACAGAGCCCCUUGCACCUCCCUCCAAAGUGGCAUCAACAUCCUCGCGAGUCGCACCUACAGCCCCGCGCUCGCGAGCGUCCUCCAACGCGUCGCAUAUCCAUCCCACCGAUCCCGCUGACCCUCUGCGCUACAAAAGCGCCUUAGCCCCCCCCGGUCCAAGCGACAUGCCGGGCUGGACCGUCCUCCAGGUGGCGGAUCCCCAGCCCCUACUUCCACAACGGCAAGCCCUUCCUCGCAGACCCUUAACACCCCCUCCUAGCGACAGCCAGCCCUCCAAGAGGGCCCUCGAGCCCACGCCCAAGGCGACGAGUACGCAGGAGGACCCAUCCACGGAUGUGCCUAGCGCGCAGCAAGCGGGCACCGCGGACAAUGCAGCGGCAAGUGCUGCCGGUUCCCCUAUGGAUGAGUCUGGCGACAAGGCG